Messenger RNA from Aedes aegypti (yellow fever mosquito), 6767 nucleotides. It is a transcript of the gene Lrch, whose product is annotated as leucine-rich repeat and calponin homology domain-containing protein 1. The transcript is spliced from 10 exons. Bases 701 to 4450 code for a protein of 1249 amino acids. Lineage: Eukaryota; Metazoa; Arthropoda; Insecta; Diptera; Culicidae. The record is from RefSeq and is a predicted model, not a curated record. Gene Ontology annotation, molecular function: protein binding.
AGUCCGUUGAGAGUCGCCGUGGUGUUCAGUUGUCUGUAUGUUGUUCUUAUUCGCCGCCUGCCCAAAAAAACGUUGCUGCUUUUAAACAAACCUAAAGUCUUUAAUCCCAGUGUUUAAAUCCUAGCUUCUGAAGUGGCGGCGGUUUUAAAACAGACAACAGUUACUCAGUGAACGAGUUUAAUUUGUCCGCGAAUCGAAUCGAGAGUAUCAAAUUCUACAAUCAGCGGAUUGUUCUUACAAUCUAGUAGUCUAGCUAGAAGGCAAAACGGCGGCCGCAAAAGCAAGGUGCCGUCUCAGUGUGUGAGUGUGAGUGCGAUUUCCUCCCUACAUCAAUCGAAGGAGUCUGAAAAUCAAAAAGCCAGAAAAGCGGAGCAGCCAAAAGAGUGAUUCUGAAUUUUAUCGAAUUUGAAUAGCAAUAAGAGCGUUUGAAAGUAAAGUGUUUUACGGGUAGAAUUUUAUGAUAGAGGUGCAAAUUGUGCGGAGAAGUCAGUGAGCGUGAAGAAAGUCGCUUUUGUUGGGGAGCAGCAAUCGGAAGUUUCGUAGAUAGUGUGUGUGUGCGUGAAGAAUAACUUUUAGGGCGAUUCCUGCCGCGGGGCCCUACGCCUACUAAGUGCUAGAAGUCGAAGAAAAAAAUUCGACCUUUAAUUCGGGAGGAACACGAAUCCUCUCAAUCUCCCUCUUCUAAUGAAUCGCCAAUAAUAUGGCCGUGGCUUGUGUGAAGACUUCCGGUCAGUUUUUCACGUCGUCGUCGUCGGGCUCAUCCGGGCCAAGUUCGUCCAUACUUUCGGGUUCCGGUGGAAGUGCUGCUGGUGGGGGAAGUGGUGGGAGUGGAAUCUGCGCCAUGAACGGUGGUCCGGGUGGUGGACAUUUGCAGAGCCAGCUGACGCGGUCACUGGAGCGGAUCCUGGAGGAUGCGAACCUUAGUGGGGAGCUGAAGCUGAGCGGGAGGAAGCUGAAGGACUUCCCGAAGGCGGCCGGGAAAUACAACCUGAGCGAUACGGUUAUAGCAGAUCUUUCCCGCAAUCGGUUUUGCGAACUGCCGGACGACAUCACAUCGUUGGCCUUCCUCGAAAGGCUGCUGGUGUUUCACAAUACGAUAAGGUCCAUCCCGGAUACGAUUCGGGGACUGCACUCGCUUACCUAUCUAGAUUUAAGAAACAAUCAACUGUCGGUGCUGCCACGCGAAAUUUGCUUCCUGCCGUUGCAAGUGCUGCUGGUUUCCAACAAUCGGCUCGUGACGCUUCCGGACGAGCUCGGCCGGAUGGAGGAACUGACCGAGCUCGAUGCCGCCUGCAACCAAAUUACGCACCUUCCUCCCCGGAUGGGUGACCUGCGGAAUCUCCGGUCGCUCACCCUGCGCAACAAUCAGCUGGUUUACCUGCCGCGGGAUCUCACCUGUCUGCAGUUGGUGUUCCUAGACAUAAGCUGCAACAAGAUUGCCACCCUGCCGGUGGAACUUCGACUGAUGGGUACGCUGGUUGACCUGGAACUGUCGAACAAUCCGCUCACCUCACCACCUGCUAGCCUUUGCGUGCGAGGACUGGUGCACGUGUUCAAAUACUUGGAAACAGCGGCAGCCAAAGAGGAAAAGUCCAAAUGCGGUACGGAUGGCCACGCUACCUUGAGGAGGUCUGCACUGACGUCGAAGAAUUCAUCGGGAAGCUUACUGGACGGGACGCGGAAUCGACGGGCCCAUGUCGACUCCGGGUACAGCACCAGCGAUGGCGGAUUUGAGGGUAAGCGCUGGUCGCAGGACGAUCCGCACGACUACGGCACCUGUUCACCCAAGUGGUCACCCAUUCCAAUGCACACUGGUUUCGCUGGCAAACCUCCACCAGCAUCUUCGUCUACGGCACAGCACUCCCAUUCCGGUGGAUCCGGCUAUUCUAAUCUGUUAUCAUCUUCAGGUGCGAAUGGCGGUCUUUCAGGUUUACUCGGUAGCGACUUCCACGGCGCAGCUGGAACACUGGAGGAAGAAUUCCGAAAGGGCGUCGCUCUGCUGGACCAGCAAGAGCGCAAGAAGCUGUCGAAUAACAACAGUAACGACAUUUCUCCGGAAGGUGAUGUAACGCCGGAUAGCAUAAAGGCUGACGAAAAGAUGCGAUCGCUAGGCAAUAUUCAAACAUACAGGGAAUACAAAGAAGCACUUCGUCAGCAGCGCAGCCAAAACGACAUCUACCGACCCAAAGAGCAACAAGCCCAAACUCCGGAUAGCGGAGGUUCCGCCGGAGAUUCACCCCUCAGCAACUUCUCUCCUUACAACAAGUCCCAAGCCACCACCCCUUCGCCAUCCGUAUACAGUAGCAGCAACCAAAGUUCUCCGCUCUCUCCUCAUCACACUAAUAUCCACAAACUGAACCAAAUCAACGCCAACAGCAAUCACACCAAUAAUAACAACAACAACGGUUUCAAUCCGGCCGGUCCCGGUACUAGUCCGCUGCUGUCGCCCAACCGGAACAUCGUGGCACCGUUCGAGGAAUCGAACAGCAGCACCAGUUCGACGCCCAACAAACGACCGGUCCAGAAGGUCAUUCCUUCGCGCAACAUUACCUCAUCAUAUCAGUCCAGUCCCUCGCCGACGCAUCUGAACGGAAAUCACGCGACGACGACGGGUUCGCCCUCCGUAGGCAACGGCAAAAUCCCCAUUGCCAAUGGCACCCCUGUGAAAACGGCCCUCUCCAACAGUAGUUGCACGGAGUACGCCUACGUGAAGCCCAACAGCCCCUGCAAGGCAUCCAGUGGUAUCCUGACGCACAACAAUGUUCCUUCCUCGAUUCCGAAACCAACAGCGGUGAAUGGGGGCGGGUUACCGCCUCCGAACGGCAGUCAGAAACCGCUGACGGCCACCGUCGGGUACGUGAACAACGCCAAACCGGGACAGAAAACGAAUAAAACUGUCUCAUGGAAUCGGGAUGUACCGACGGAUAAGCUGAGUUUUACCAUGCGGCGGGAAUUCGACAAGCAGAAGGAGGAAACCGAACUGAUUGAGCAGCUUCGACAGAUAAUCGAGACCAGGCUGAAGAUGACGCUGCCGGAGGAUAUUGCACCGGCGCUGACGGAUGGUGUUGUGCUGUGUCACCUGGCGAAUCACGUGCGGCCGCGUUCCGUGGGCAGUAUACAUGUGCCGUCGCCGGCUGUGCCUAAACUCACGAUGGCCCGAUGUCGCCGGAAUGUGGACAAUUUUCUCGAUGCCUGUCGCAGGAUUGGAGUUGAUGAGGAGUUGAUAUGCUCCUGUCAGGACAUCGUGCCACCAUCCCCACCGCCACCAUCAGCAGCAGUCCCGGAAGAUUUGGAACAGUCGCAAACCGACCCGGACGAGGAGGACCAUGUCCAACCUCCGAACCCACCGGCCAUGUUUCGGACCGUCUUUGCGCUGCUACAUCGCGCCGAACUGAUGGCCCACGGUCCGGUACAUCGUCCUACAUCUCCUCCUCCACCCCCACCACCAUCAUCUAUCUCCGCGAGCAACAAUAACUGUAACGAGAACACUGAUAAACUCAGCACACUCACUGCAGCCAACACCAAUACAACAACAGCAGAGGCCGCCACCGAAAGGGACCACCAUCCCUGUGGUGGCCAUGGUGAGGAGCCCAAUGGUAACUACCACCGAGCUUCCCCGAAUCCCUUGCAUAGCUUUGCUAAUAACCACUUGCUACGUAACACUUCCACCCCGAGCACCAAAUGCGCUAAACCACUGCUAGAGUAUCACUUUGAUCAGGAGGAGGAACAGGCACUGGCCGAGCGGGAGGAUGUGAUGAGGGUUCAGGCUAGGCUUAGGGCCGUUAGUGCUAGUGAGAGUGAGGUCCAUCGGUACGCAAUUGCGUCGGCAGGUGGCGGUGGAGGAGGAGCGGACGGAAGGAACGUCCCGGCUUCGCUAGAUCUAGGAGCAGGAAACGGCGGUGGAGGACGCCGGAAGCGCAAGUUCCCCAGUACCAAAUUCAGCGCCAACAAGAGGCAAGACCAGUCCGGCGGAAACCUGAACGAGAUCAUCGAGGAGUGCGAGUACGAUAGCGAUAUAGGGAAGUUCCGGUGCCGCCAGGGCGACGACUACGACGAUUCGGAAUCGAGCAUGAAUUCGCUGGAUGAGGAAUCGGCAUUUACGCCAACGAAUGCCAACCAGGGCAUAAACGAUCUGAACAACACUCCGACCGGGCCGGAACCGAAGAAUGUGGUGGAUUUCAACAUCAACUCGGUGGAGAACGAUCCGGCUGCGGCCGGAAGGAAGAUUGUUAGUAAGAGGAUUGAAUUUUGGGAGAGUAAUUCGGGAAGUGGCGACAAGAUUGUGAAUAGUCCUUUGAGAAGAAGCGACAGCGAGGAGGACAACGAAUGUAGGGAGGCAAAACAGUGGAACCGGAAGUCGAAUCAUUCGACCGUAUCCACGAUUCUCUGUCUGGGAACGUUCGUUUUUACGGUCGUUUAUUUGUACUUGUAUCCUCUUCCCAAUUACUAGGAGAGAGGUGAGAUCGAUCCAUAAUUUGUUAAAUUUUUAUCAGAGUUUUUCAUAUUUUUGUUAAUUUUAUGAAAGAGAACGUAGAUUUCUUAUUUUUUAAACGGUACAACUUUUUUUCAGUUGAUUGCGUACUUAAAGUAUCAACUUUAAUUUUAGUUUUAUUAGUUUUAGAAAAGGCGAUUCGCAAAUAAAGGUGAAAGUGAAUUGAUUUGCUUUGAGAUGCGAUUUCGUUGUUUUUAGAAAGAGUGUUUAAGUAGAAGAAACAAAGCAGAAGGAAGCAAAGCAAAAUGUGCGAUUUUUCAUUCCUUUCGAAACGAACGGAAAAGAACUGUUAAAAUCGUAAGACAAUUUAGAUUAAUUGGCUUUUGUAACUGGUAAGUUUUACAUUUUACGAAUUUCACGCGAAAUGCCAUUCCAUUCGACCAUGUUUGCCAAACAUUUUUCUCACAAAACACUCGCAUCGUCGUCUUUCGUUCAAUUUAUACCUUCAAGGUAAAUCAUUUCACUGCACCGUUCGUUCAUCGCCGCCCACACAGAUCCAUUCCGAGGCUUAGGUUCACCACGAACCGCUUAAAUUCCCACGUUUGAGUGUGAUUUUGUUUGCAUUAAUUUGGUUCUUAAUAAGAUGUACCUUACGUUUUCUAUAAUCUAAAAUCUCAUUAUUUUGCAAAUCUCAUACAAUUAUAUUUAUUUUACCAUAUUUUAACGCUAUUUUUAAAACACAUACAAAAUCGUUAAACGUAGAUUUUACAUUGUAGAUUAGGAAUCAUAUGAAAAUAUAAUCAAAAUUAAAAGUUACUAAACAGCAAAUCAACUACUAGGAAGAAUUAACACACGAAACAAGAGAAUAACCGCACACAAUCAUGGAAAUCGCUAACGACGUAACACAUUACAGAGCUGAUCUAACAAUGAAAAGAAAAAAAAAACAAGAAACAAACACAAAUUCCGAUGAGAAGAUGAUGUUAAGGAAAGCAGUUGCCUUAUUUUUAUGUGAAACACACACACUGAACUAACCUCUGAACUGGUCUGAAUUUCCUUUAUUCCUUUCUCCCAACCGUGAAACGGUUGUCAACGGCUAGAAAGUAGGAUCUCACAAGUUAGAAUCGUAUAUACUUGAAUAAAGAAACGUUAAAGCACGUGCACGUAAACUCAAACAAUGUAACAACACUCGUAAGUGUGGUAGAUAGAUGUGCAGCUGGUAGGCGUUUUAAACUUACUGAAAUAUUACACCAUUACAAAAAAAACAGUGACCAGAAUUAAGAGAUCUAUUUUCCUAAGUUGUUCAAGAACACACAAAACCUAAUCGAUCGACGGUGGUCUUACGCUCUUGAUGUAUCUCUCUAGUUUUAUAGCAGCUUUUACUGUAGACUUUAGGUCAGGAAAACACUUAAACUGUGCAAAGUCGGUGAUUCCGAGCAGCUCGGUGUACUUACUGGAAAUCUCGCAAUACUAAAUUUCAUCUCGUACCAGAAAAAACGAACCUCGUAACUUGCUCGUAAAGCUCUAGAAGAAACGAUCGUCUUGGUCUAGUCACUCUUUUACACAACGAGAGUAUUUAUUUUAACGCUAUUGGAUUUUACUACGUUUUUUGUACUUUUGUAAACGUACUUUGUUUUAUCAAUAUUUUAAUCACUGUAAGUCUUUCUGUGGUUGUCUGAUGAAUCAAUUCAUUUACUAAGAGAGUGAAACGAUCCAUGUAUUUUUUAUUAUUAUGAUCAUUAUGUAUCAUUUCGCCCAUUGGGGGGUUCGCCACACAAAAUUGACUAGUAGAUUUUAUAAACAUCCAGGCUUGUCAUUGAAGUUUAUUUUGUUAAUUGCAAAUUCUUCAGGGAUUUUUUCGCUGAUUAUUCUAAUAAUUCCACCAUGGAUUCGCGCAGGAAUUUUCUCAAAUUUCUAAAACUACUCAUUCGAGAAAUCAUUAUUCACCAGGAUAUUUCCAUAGGUUCCUAAAGAAAUUGCCCCAGGAAAAUUUAUUUGUAUUUUACAAGAAUUUUCAACAUGGUUUUCUCCAGAUACCGUGCAAGCACCAUAUUCUGAACGGUUAAGAAAAUCCAAUUUGAAUAACUUAAAUUAUUAAGGAUUUCAACAGCUGGGAUAUUGGUUUGUCUUGCCAUUGCAUUUGUCUAAUAUCUAAAUGAACGUAUAGAUUAAAAAAACGUCCAUCAAUUAUCAAUUAUUUAAAAAAUCCUAUGUUAGUCUGACGCAUGCAUGUUCCUAAUUAUGGACGCCAUAUACAUCCAUGGUCCUAAUUAUGAACACACAUUGUUCCUUAUUAUGGACAGCAAACGAACUUUACGUAUAAUAUUUGUUGAAAAAA